Molecule: messenger RNA, 10758 nt
Organism: Anguilla rostrata (American eel)
Lineage: Eukaryota; Metazoa; Chordata; Actinopteri; Anguilliformes; Anguillidae
Biological process (GO): intracellular signal transduction
Molecular function (GO): protein binding
Source: RefSeq, a predicted model, not a curated record
AGAGAAACUGAAACUUAACGGCCAUUUUAAAAACGGAAGAGAAAGAAUCCCUAGAAAAGAAGGAAUCAAAAUAAAUGUAAAAAAAACGGAGUGAACAGCCUGUUGUGGAGUGGAACUGAGGUCUGCCAAUUUGGGUCAGAACCCACUUGUGAAUCUGAUCUGGUGUGUUCAGGUGUCCUGAGACAGGGGGCGCUGUUUCUAAAAUGAGUUCCUCAGAGGAGACCGAGACUGACGAUGGAACCCACGGCCUUGCGAGAAAGAGGGUUCGGGUAGCGAGGGCUGGGUCACCUGUACCCAGCUGUCUGUCUAUGAAGAGUGACCGUUCAAUGAAUCGUCCAAUCAACUUAAGAGGAGAGGUCACAGGUGAUCAAAGGGUUCGGGUAGUGAGGGCUAGGUCAGCUGUACCCAGCUGUCUGUCUAUGAAGAGUGACCGUUCAAUGGAUCGUCCAGUCGGCUUCAGAGGAGAGUUCACAGGUGAUUACAGGGUUCGGGUAGCGAGGGCUGGGUCACCUGUACCCAGCUGUCUGUCUAUGAAGAGUGACCGUUCAAUGAAUCGUCCAAUCAACUUAAGAGGAGAGGUCACAGGUGAUCAAAGGGUUCGGGUAGAGAGGGCUGGGUCACCUGUACCCAGCUGUCUGUCUAUGAAGAGUGACCGUUCAAUGAAUCGUCCAAUCAACUUAAGAGGAGAGGUCACAGGUGAUCAAAGGGUUCGGGUAGUGAGGGCUGGGUCAUCUGUACCCAGCUGUCUGUCUAUGAAGAGUGACCGUUCAAUGAAUCGUCCAAUCAACUUAAGAGGAGAGGUCACAGGUGGUCAAAGGGUUCGGGUAGUGAGGGCUGGGUCAUCUGUACCCAGCUGUCUGUCUAUGAAGAGUGACCGUUCAAUGAAUCGUCCAAUCAACUUAAGAGGAGAGGUCACAGGUGGUCAAAGGGUCCGGGUAGAGAGGGCAGGGUCACCUGUACCCAGCUGUUUGUCUAUGAAGAGUGAUCAUUCAAUGAGUGAUCCAAUCAACUUCAGAGGAGAGUUCACAGGUGAUCAAAGGGUCCGGGUAAAGAAGGCAGAGUCACCUGUACCCAGCUGUCUGUCUAUGAAGAGUGAUAAUUCAAUGAAUUUUCCAGUGAACUUCAGAGGAGAGUUAACAGGUGAUCAAUGGGUCCGGGUAAAGAAGGCCCAGGGCACCCGUACCCGCUGUCUGUCUAUGAAGAGUGAUAAUUCAAUGAAUUUUCCAGUGAACUUCAGAGGAGAGUUCACAGGUGAUCAAAGGGUCCGGGUAAGGAAGGCAGAGUCACCUGUACCCAGCUGUCUGUCUAUGAAGAGUGAUAAUUCAAUGAAUUUUCCAGUGAACUUCAGAGGAGAGUUCACAGGUGAUCAAAGGGUUCAGGUAGAGAGGGCAGGGUCACCUGUACCCAGCUGUCUGUCUAUGAAGAGUGAUCAUUCAAUGGAUCGUCCAAUCUACCUCAGAGGACAGUUCACAGGUGAUCAAAGGGUUCAGGUAGAGAGGACAGGGUCACCUGUACCCAGCUGUCUGUCUAUGAAGAGUGAUCAUUCAAUGGAUCGUCCAAGCAACUUCAGAGGACAGUUCACAGGUGAUCAAAGGGUCCGGGUAGAGAGGGCAGAGUCACCUGUACCCAGCUGUCUGUCUAUGAAGAUUGAUCAUUCAAUGCAUCUUCCAUACAACUUCAGAGGAGAGUUCACAGGUGAUCAAAGGGUCAGGGUAGAGAGGGCAGGGUCACCUGUACCCAGCUGUCUGUCUAUGAAGAGUGAUCAUUCAAUGCUUCUUCCAUACAACUUCAGAGGAGAGUUCACAGGUGAUAAAAGGGUCUGGGUAGAGAGGGCAGGGUCACCUGUACCUAGCUGUCUGUCUAUGAAGAGUAACCAUUCAAUGCAUCAUCCAAUGUACUUCAGUGGAGAGUUCACAGGUGAUCAAAGGGUCCAGGUAGGUUGGGCUGCGUCACCUGUACCCAGCUAUCUGCCUAUGAAAAGUGACCAUUCAAUGCAUCAUCCAAUGUACUUCAGUGGAGAGUUCACAGGUGAUCAAAGGGUCCAGGUAGAUAGGGCUGUGUCACCUGUACCCAGCUGUCUGUCUAUGAAGAGUGACCAUUCAAUGCAUCAUCCAACGUACUUCAGUGGAGAGUUCACAGGUGAUCAAAGGGUCCAGGUAGGUUGGGCUGCGUCACCUGUACCCAGCUGUCUGCCUAUGAAAAGUGACCAUUCAAUGCAUUAUCCAAUGUACUUCAGUGGAGAGUUCACAGGUGAUCAAAGGGUCCAGGUAGGUUGGGCUGCGUCACCUGUACCCAGCUGUCUGCCUAUGAAAAGUGACCAUUCAAUGCAUCAUCCAAUGUACUUCAGUGGAGAGUUCACAGGUGAUCAAAGGGUCCAGGUAGAUAGGGCUGUGUCACCUGUACCCAGCUGUCUGUCUAUGAAGAGUAACCAUUCAAUGCAUCAUCCAAUGUACUUCAGUGGAGAGUUCACAGGUGAUCAAAGGGUCCAGGUAGGUUGGGCUGCGUCACCUGUACCCAGCUGUCUGCCUAUGAAAAGUGACCAUUCAAUGCAUCAUCCAAUGUACUUCAGUGGAGAGUUCACAGGUGAUCAAAGGGUCCGGGUAACGAAGGCAGAGUCACCUGUACCCAGCUGUCUGUCUAUGAAGAGUGAUCAUUCAGUGCCAUUUCCAGACAACUUCAGAGGAGAGUUCACAGGUGAUCAAAGGAUUCCCUGCUCACUGUUUUUACGUCGUUUAGACGAGGAGUAUUCAGAGAAACUUUCCUCCUUAAAACAGUCUCUCCUGCGCACUCUGAUGAAGCUGAAGAAGACUGAAAAGUUGAAACUGUUUCAGAGCCAUCUGAGUCAGGGUUUCCCAGAAUGGUUUAAUAGUAGAAGAACAGAAGAUCCUUCUGUACUGGAUACGUUUAUGAAGAUGAAGGAAUUGUUCAAGAGUCAUCAAAUUGCUGAUUACCCAGAAUGCACUGAGAGAGGGCAGGAGGAUCCUGAGGCCCUUUACAGGAGGAUGCUGGAGACCUAUGGCAUUGAGGGGUCUCUGAAGAUCACACUCCAUAUCCUGAGGAACAUGAAGAAGAAGGAUGUCACUGACCCACUGGAGAGAGGUGAGCAGCACAAUGAAUUCAAAGAAAGAGCCCAGCAGGCACUGAAAACUCAUCUGAAGAAGAGGUUUGAAUGCAUAUUUGAAGGUAUAGCAAAGCAGGGCCACCAAACCCUCCUCAAUAAGAUCUAUACAGAGCUCUACAUCACAGAGGGGGGAAGUGGGGGGGUCAAUGAUGAACAUGAGAUCAGACAGAUUGAGACAGCAUCGAAGAGACAAACCACACAUGAGACUGCAAUCAUCUGCAAUGAUAUCUUUAAGCCUUCACCUGGACAAGAGAAACCAAUCAGAACUGUGCUUACAAAGGGCAUCGCUGGCAUUGGGAAAACAGUCUCUGUGCAGAAGUUCAUUCUGGACUGGGCAGAUGGAAAAGCCAAUCAGGACAUUGAUUUCAUCUUCACUCUUCCUUUCCGAGAUCUGAAUCUGAAAAAGGAGACAGAAUUUAGUCUCAUGGAACUUCUGCAGCAAUACUUUCCACAACUGAAAGAGAUCAAGAGUAUUGAAGGCGAUAAAGUGAAAAUUGUAUUUAUCUUUGAUGGUCUGGAUGAGUGUCGACUUCCUCUAGAUUUCCAAGGCAAUGAGAUUUGCUGUGAUAUAACAGAGUCAUCAUCAUUGGAUGUGCUGCUGACCAACCUCAUUAAGGGGAAUCUGCUUCCCUCUGCCCUCCUCUGGAUCACCUCCCGACCAGCAGCAGCCAAUCAGAUCCCUCCUGAGUGCGUCCACCAGGUGACAGAGGUACGAGGAUUCAAUGACCCACAGAAGGAGGAGUACUUCAGGAAGAGAAUCAGAGAUGAGAACAAGGCCAGCAAAAUUAUCUCACACAUAAAGUCAUCCAGGAGUCUCUACAUCAUGUGUCACAUACCAGUCUUCUGCUGGAUUUCUGCCACUGUUCUGGAGACAAUGUUGGAUAAAGUGAGUGGAGACCUGCCCAAAACUCUGACUGAAAUGUACACACACUUCCUGCUCAUUCAGACUAAUGUGAAGAAUGAGAAGUAUCAUGGCACCAAUGAGACGACCCCAAAGAAAAUGUCAGCAUCAAAUACAGAAAUCAUCCUGAAACUGGGGCAGCUGGCUUUACUACAGCUGUUAAAGGGCAAUCUGAUAUUCUAUGAAGAGGACCUGAGAGAGAUGGGCAUUGAUGUCAGUGAAGCUUCAGUGUACUCUGGGGUGUGCACAGAGAUCUUUAAAGAGGAGUGUGGGUUGGGUGAGGAGAAGGUCUACUGCUUUGUGCAUCUGAGCAUUCAGGAGUAUCUGGCUGCCUUGUUUGUGUUUCAUUCAUGUGUGAAUGAGAACAGAAAUGUACUCAGGGCAGAAGAAUCAAAACCUCGCAGACGCGGAGUCAGAGUGCAGCUGUCUGAGUUACACAGGACUGCAGUGGAUCAGGCCUUAGCGAGUAAGAAUGGACACCUGGACCUUUUCCUCAGAUUCCUUCUAGGCCUCUCUCUGGACUCCAUUCAGACUCUAUUAGGAGGAAUACUGACACAGACAGGAAGCAGAUCAGAGAGCAUUGAUAAAACAGUAUUGUACAUAAAAGAGAGGAUCAAAAAAGAAUCUUCAGCAGAGAGGACCAUAAAUCUGUUCCACUGUCUCAAUGAACUGAAUGACAACUCUCUAGUGGAGGAAAUCAAGAAUUUUCAGAGAUCAGGAAAACUCUCUAAUGAAAUGCUGGAACCACACCAAUGUUCAGCCCUGGCCUUUAUGUUACUGAUGUCAGAGGAGAUCCUAGAUGAGUUUGACUUGAAGACCUACAAAACAUCAGCAGCAGGUUAUCAGAGACUGCUACCAGUAGUCAGGAACUGCAGGAAGGCCAUACUGAACGGCUGUGACCUCACAGAGAUGUCCUGUGAAAUUGUGGCCUCUGCUCUUCAGUCAUCAAACUCAACCCUGAGUGAUCUGGACCUCAGCUACAAUAACCUGGGAGAUUCAGGAGUGAAGCUGCUCUGUGCUGCACUGAUGAGUCCAAACUGUAAACUACAGAGACUGGGGCUGGGUUGGUGUAAUCUCACAGAGGGCUGCUGUGAUGUUCUGGCCUCAGUCCUGCGCUCUCCUCACUCAGAGCUGAGAGAUCUGGAGCUCAGAGACAAUGAGCUGCAGGAUUCAGGAAUGAGAGCGCUCUCUGCUGGACUGGAGGACCCACACUGUAAACUGCAGAGACUGGGGCUGUCAGGCUGUAGAGUCACACAGAGAGGCUGUGAUUCUCUGGCUUCAGCUCUGUGUUCAAACCCCUCACACCUGAGAGAGCUGGACCUGAGAUACAAUCACCCAGGAGACUCAGGAGUGAGAGCGCUGUCUGCUGCUAAACUGGACACACUCACACUGCUUGUGGACCAUGGAGGAGAGAACAGGACCAAACCAGGACCCAGGAAAUACGGCUGUCAGCUCACACUGGAUCCAAACACAGCGCACAGAGAGCUGUCUCUGUCUGAGGGGAACAGGAGGGUGACACACACACCGGGGAGAGAGGAGCCAUAUCCUGAUCAUCCAGAGAGAUUUGAGUACGUGCGCCAGGUUGUGUGCAGAGAGAGUGUGUGUGAGCGCUGUUACUGGGAGGCUGAGUUCAGUGUGUCUGGGGGGGAGGUUGAUAUAGCAGUGACAGAUAAAGGAAUCAGCAGGAAAGGAGGGGGUUCUGACUUUAUGUUUGGAUUCAAUAAAAACUCCUGGAGUCUGACCUGCGUUAAAUACGGUCACCCUGCUAAACUCAGUUACUGUGUCAGGCACAAUAAGAACCGAACAGACCUACCUGCCCCCCCCUCCCCCUACCGCAGAGCAGGAGUGUGUGAUGAUGAUGAUGAUGGUGGUAGAGGAGUUUGUGUGUACAGGGUAGGAGUGUGUGUGGACCGUCCAGCCAGCACUCUAUCCUUCUACAGCGUCUCUGACUCUGACACACUGACCCUGCUGCACAGAUUCCACACACACUUCACUCAACACACACCCCUCUGUGCUGGAUUUUAUGUGAGUGACGCCUCAGUGUCCCUCUGCCAACUGGAGUAGAGACACACACACACGCACACGCACGUGCGCGCACACACAAAUAUGCACGUGCACACACACACGCAUACACACACACACAUGCGCGCACACAAACAUGCACGUGCACACACACGCAUAGACACACACACACGUGCGCAUACACACUCGCACACAUGCAUGCACACACACACAAAUAAAUACACUCAUGCACACACACACACCACAUUCAUAUGUCCACUCACACACACACACACACCACACACACUCAUAUACACAUACACGCACACACUCAGAUACACAGACACAUACACCCACAUACACACAUCCACACAUCCACACACACUCUCACACACACCCUUGCUUUCUCACACUCAUGCACACGCACUCACAAAUACACACACUGAUGUACACUCAUGCACACGCACUCACACACCUACGCACGCACACACUCGUGCACACACACUCACACUCUUACACACACAUACACACCCUCUCACACCCAAUCACUCACACACCCAAUCACACACAUGCACACACACACCUACACACAUGAACACACACAUUCACCAGUGCACUCUCACACGCACACACACAUGCAUACAUAUGUACACACGCUCAUAACCGUAUGCACACACACACACCGUCUCUCUCUUAAACACACGCACUCACAUCCACAGUCACACACACAUUCACACAAACACACACACACACAAACUCAUGCACUCACGCACACACACAUACAUGCAUGCAGAGACAAACACGUGUCAACACACACAAUCACAUUCCCAUAUGCAUGCACACACAUGUAUAAACACACACAUUCUCUUACCCAUGCACACACACACUGAUGUACACUCAUGCACACGCACUCACACAUCCACGCACGCACACACUCGUGCACACACACAUACACACUCUCUCACACCCAAUCACUCACAUACCCGAUCACACACACAUCUACACAUGGACACACAAUCUCUCGCACACACAAACACACAUUCACCAGUGCACUCUCACGCACACACACGCAUGCAUGCAUACAUACACACGGUCAUAAUCGUAUGCACACACCCUCUCUCUCACACACACACUCUCACAUCCACACACAUUCACACAAACGCACGCACACACACACAAACUCAUGCACUCACGCACACACACACAUGCCUGCAGAGACACAAACACGUGUCAACACACACACUCCUCAGUGUCCCUCUGCUAACUGGAGUAGAGACACACACACAUGCGCGCACACACACACGCAUACACACACACGUGAGCAUACACACUCCAACGCAUGCACACACACACAGACAUAUAUAUACACACACUCUCAUGUACACAUACACACACACUCAAUCACACACUCACACAUAUAUAUAUACACACUCAUAUGCACCUAGACUCACACGCACGCACUCACACAUCUACACACACUCUCGCACAACCAGUCACACACACACACACUCUCUCUCUCACAUACACUCCAUCACACACACACGUACUUUCACACACACCCUUUCUCUCUCAGUCAUGCACACGCAUUCACACUCAUGUUUACUCAUGCACACACACACCCUCUCUCUCUCACACACUCCAUCACACACACACACACAUACUCUCACACACACCCUUUCUCUCUCAGUCAUGCACACGCACUCACAAAUACAUACACUCAUGUUUACUCAUGCACACGCACUCACAGACCUAUGCACGCACACUCUCUCACACCCAGUCACUCACACACACCUACACACGGACACACACAAUCUCACGCACACACACACACGCGCAUGCACACAUACACGCGCUCAUACACACACACUCUCACUCACACACUCACAUACAGUAUACAGACACACACAUUCGCAAACACACACACACACACAUUUAUGCAAUCACGCACAAACACAAACGUGUCAGCACACGCACAUUCUCAUUCCCAUACGCAUGCACGCACACACAUGUAUAAACACACACAUUCUCUUACCCAUACGCACACACACACACUCAUGCACUCACACAUGCACACACAUGCAUACACAUACAUGCGUGCACACACCAUAUACACAUGUAUACACAAACAUUCUCAUACCCAUACAUACACACACACACACAUGUAUAAACACACACACAUUCACAAAGGCACUCUCACGCACACACACAUACACAUACAUACACUCAUUCUCUUGCACGCACACACACUCAAAUAAACAAUCACACACACAUUCACACAAACGCAUGCACACACACUUUCUCUUACCCAUACACACACGCACCCGUGUGUACACACACACAUACUCAUGCACUCAAUCAUACUCUCACACAUGCACACAUACAUACAUGCGUGCACACGCACACACAUUCUCUUACCCAUACACACACACAAUCCGGGCACACACAUACUCAUGCACUCACACACAUACACACACAUGUUCACAUCCACAGUCACUCCCACAAACGUACGCAUGUAUGCACACACAUUCACAAAUUCACGCACACAAACACACUCUCACCCAAUCACACACACACACAUCGACACACUUGCAACCUUCCUUGACCAAUGCCUUACCAGUGCAAUUUCAGCUGUGCCCAAUAUUAACCUCAGUACAGCUUAAACCCUGUACAGAACAGUAUGAUAUUUUAGCAGGUUCAGGUUAAGCACUUGCUGUCUAAAUGUGAUUUUUUUUUACAUUUUAAUUAGGGCUGUCAAAGUCAACGCGUUGAUAACGCGUUAACGCAAAUUUGUUUUAACGCCACUAACUUUUUUAACGCACGUUAACGCACGUUCUGUUAUGAACGUUUGCCCGACCCUUAUGCUGCGUUCAAGACAACUUGGAACUAGUAAAAAACGAGGUCCGACUUGUGAAAAAAGCAACUGAAAGGUCAUAGAACUCGGAAUUAUAGGUCAGAAAUUUGAGCAUCAUUUCUGAGCUCCGACUUUUCCCUCUUCCGGAUUGGUGACAUUUGGUCACAUUAAGAUAAAUGGCGGCAUUUGUAGUUUGUGGUAAGAAAUAAAAGUGGUGCAUUUAGGCUUUUCAUGCAUUUUCAUUUGGGUGUGUCAUUAUGUGGAAUGCGUUAGUAUCGUUUAUGUUUCCCAUUCAUUAUAGCAAUAUAUGAAAUAUAAAAGUUACGAUAUCCAUCAGCAACUUUUUUCGCUAGGCAGCUUAACUAGAAAACGUAAUUUUGCUCAGAAAUAAAUGCUGCAAAUGAUAUAGCGAAACACCUGACAGUGAUACCAUAUUUACGUUUCAGUACUACUGCAGCCUAACUAAUUUCGCGGUUUCACUCUAUUUACUAAUUUAAUAUACUCCUUAACAAUAAAAUAAAGCAGCGUUUUCUGUGGGAAUCCAUGUUUUUCCGAGUAAAACAGCGUGAACGCAGUUUUUCAUUGUCCGGGCAUAUUGUUCAGAAGAAGGGAGCUGCCCUGUCAUCCGACAAUGUAAACAGGCUUGUCUGUUUAAGCAACUGGCUCGGUGCAAAGAAAUAGAAGUAGCCUAACUGUUGUAUCCAAAGAAAUGGAAGUAUAGCCUACUGCAAUAUCCUAGUUUGAGUCCUAGUUCUGUAUUAUACUCCCUUUCCACUGUAUCCUGCUCACUUUAUUUAUUGUUUGUUUUAUUUUGUAUCAUCCUGUUUUGAUCCCAUAUAGUAGAAGGGGAUGUUUUUGUGAGCCUUUAUUUUCCCCAAGUGAGGUUGGACACAAUUACGUUGUGUGAUUUGCUUUAGAAGUGCGAGGGAUCCAGGGAAUGAUCUUUGAGUAAUGGAAAAUUUAUCUGACCAAUGUACCUGUUGUACAAUGUGUCUGUUGUUGCGAUGCAUUGAGGUCCAUCAUUUUGUGUUAAUGCUUAAAAAAAGGGAUGUUUUAGUGUGUGACUACUCAUAUUACUAAGUAAUGUUACAUUUAACAGGUCAAUAUGCCCAUCUGUUGUUGCCUGUUGGGCUUUUAGUUUGCCAUGUUAUGAUUUGAGCAUAUUUUGUUAUGGUAAAUACAGUACCUUUGAGGGUUUCUGGACAAUAUUAGUCAUUGUUUUGGGUUGUUAAUUGAUUUCCAAUAAUAAAUAAACAUUCAUUUGCAUAAAGCAAGCAUAUUUGUCCACUCCCGUGUUGAUAAGAGUAUUAAACACUUGAAAAAUAUCCCUUUAAGCUACAUUUUGAACAGAUAAAAAAUGUGCGAUUAAUUUGCGAUUAAUCACGAUUAACUAUGGACAAUCAUGCGAUUAAUCACGAUUAAAUAUUUUAAUCGAUUGACAGCCCUAAUUUUACUACAUUUAUAUUGUAAAUGUUCAAGGUGUGUUUAUGUACUUUUGAUUAUUAAAACACUAAUAUAACAUUGAGAGUAAUACUGGCAAAAGAUGGCAGGGUAAAAUGUUUUUGAAGUAAUAAUUCUGUCUCCUGUAUCCUGCAUCUUUUUUAAAAGAAGCCAGUGGCUCCACUUAAAUGUGCAUUUUAUUAGUUUUUACAGUUGCUUUCAUUCAUUUUCCCAAGAUUUCCAAUGUGCAAAUGUCUGUUGGCAAAUGCAGCUGAUAGGGAGAAUGCAGAAUGAUCACUACAGUGUACUUAUUUCCUUUCAUUACUGUAAACAAUGAUGGAUUGAGUUUCCUUAUUAAUUCUGUUAGGAUUGGUUUUUUUUUGCUUUAAUUUUCUGUAUUUUCAGACAAUAAUAUGCAAUGAUUAAACCUGAAUUAAUAUCAAA